AUGGAUGUAGGAAGUGAUUGGAGUUAUAUACUUGAAAGGUCAUCACUUCGUUUUGCAUUUGAUGAUGGAGAAGUGAAAGCAAUUUGUCCAGAUGAUACUGAUCCAAUCUGGGCUCUUAAUAUCAAACGUGCUAUUCUAUCUGCUUUUCAAACUAAACAUGAAGGGAUAAGAGAAACUGAUAUAUCCGGUGAUUGUCCGGUGACUAUUGAGAAACAAAAAACGAAUGAAAUGUUGAACUUGAAGACAACAAAACAGUUAAAUGCAUGCUAUCGUGAGCAUGAUAUUGUUGGUGUUCGAGCUAUUCCAUAUAGACUGGAAUCGAAAAUACAAGCAAUACCAAUAAUGGAAACAAAACAAACAUGUGAACGUCAAAUUGCUCAAGGUAACCUUCAACAGGUAAGUUGUAAUGAAGAUUAUCGUGUUACCUUACCAUAUGGUGAAGGUAAUCUUGGAACAUUACAUGUUGAGCAAACAUUACGAGCUGUUGGAAUUGCAAAUGCAGCACCGCAAGAAAUAUUUAAAAAACGCUUAUCAAUCAUUUUUGAUCACACUGAUGAUAAUUUUAAUGCAAAAGAAACUUCACCUCAAUUUGCUAAAAAAAUCAUCGAUGAAUUAUGUCAAUCGGAUGAUCAUGUUGGUCCGGAUGCAGCAUCUCAUUUUGCUGAUUUGAUAUAUCAUCUUCGAGGAUUAUCAACGAUGGAAUUAUCAUCAAUUGCUAAUUUACAAUGUGAUGCUUUUAUUGAUGCUUUACCAGCUUGUGCUUCACAUCCAUGUCUCCUACAACUUAGCAAUUUGAUCAAUUCAGGAACGGCUUCUGAAUCAGUUUAUUCUUCAUUAGCAUUAUUAUCAAAUCCAAAAAAAAGCACUAUGGAUUCUGUUGCAGCAUUUAUUGAUAAAGUUCCAUUUUAUGGUUUAUUGGCUGUUUCAUCUUUGGUACAAUCAUAUUGUAUUGCUCAUCCAAAUUGUGGUAUGGAAACAACAAUACAACGUAUCAUACAUAGUAUUUCAUCUAAAUUACCUCCUAAUUGUUAUAUUGGAGAAGAAUUUGAAGAAAUUAAAAAAACGGUGAUAAUAUUGAAAUCAAUUGGAAAUAUUGGUUAUGAAGAGCAUUCUUUAUCAGCUAUAUUAGCUUGCAUUGCAAAUGAUCGAAUUUCAAUUGAUGUAAAAAUUGCUGCAAUUGAUGCUUUACGUCGGAAACCUUGUAGUGAUCAACGAAAUAGCAAAAUUAUUGAAUUAUUCCGUGAUCAAAAGGAAAAUCCAGAAGUACGAAUAAUAUCAUUUCGACAAUUGAUGGAAUGCGCAAAUGAUGAAAUAUUGGAAAUUAUUGUGGAACAAUUACACAAUGAAACAAUUAAUCAAGUUGGAUCGUAUGUUUGGUCAUAUAUGAAUUCUAAACAACGAUCAACAAAUCCAGGAAUUCGUAAUUUGCAACAUAUCCUCAAAAGAUUUCAUUUUCCACAACGUUAUAAUUUAGAUUCAAAUCGUUUUUCACGCUACUAUGAAUUAGGAUAUUUUGAUAGAGAAAAUAAUUAUGGUGGCCAUAUGGAUAGUUCCGUCUUAUUUGUACCAAAUGGAUACAUACCACGUCAAGUAGCAUUUAAUUUUACUGCUCAUCUUUUUGGGAAAAGUAUCAAUAUUUUGGAAGUUGGUGCACGAGCUGAAGGUCUGGAGGAAGCGGAGGAGGAAUUAUUUGGUCCUGAUGGUUAUAUUAGUAAUCCUAAUGGACAUAUCUUUCGAGAAAAAAGAUUUCAAUCACGAUAUCCCAAACUGAAUCAUUUGAAGGAACGGUAUAUAAGGAAAAAUGGUGAACAUCCAAUAAGAGUGACAUUUUAUGUCAGGAUGUUUGGUGAUGAUUUACAUUAUUAUGGUUUUCAAAGGGAUCAGCAUCAAUUUCUUGAGGAAGUGAAGGAAAGUAUUGAAAUUGAUAAAGUGUUGGCAAAAUUGAUGCAAGAGAAGACAAGAAAGCUUUCACGUUAUAUCCUUCCGUUUGAAUUGUCACAAACAUUCCCGACACUUUCCGGAUUACCACUUCAAUUCCUGCUGAAUGUAUCAGUUGCCGCCAAAAUAGACGGUAAAUUAAGACUAAAUCUUGCGGAUUUGUUGCAGCGAAAAGUUGGCGCGAACGGUUAUCUUGAUUUACGUCCAUCAAUAUCAAUUGCAAGAGGAGGUGCAGUACUUUUACGUGCGGGUCAUGUAACAUCUGGUGCUAUGGUAAAGUUAAGUUUGCAUUCUGCAACAAGUAUUGUACACAGUAUGGAAUUGAGUGAGAGAAGAAAAUUAUCAUUGAAGAUUGAUGUUCCGAACAAGAAUCUUUUGAUUACGAAAAUACGUCAUGAUAUCAUAAAGAUUGAAAGUAAUCAUCACCAACCAUUCACUAUUACACGAAAUACACAUAAAAUGGUUGAAAAACACUAUUGUUCUGGUGAUAAUCUGGCAAAAAUUCUUGGAAUUCAAGCGUGUGUCGAUUUCCGUUCUAAUUUUCCAAUAAUAGAAGGAAGUAUUAAAGUGGAAAAAGUUGAUCGUCAGUUGAACAACUAUCAAUUUCUUUUAGAAAGAACCAAUGAUAGAGGCGAGCAAAAACUAUUAAUACGUAUGGACACACCAGGAUCGGAAAUAAAUCGAAAAAUUGAAGCUGAUCUUGAAAUUUCAAUUCCACGAAAAAACUUAAAUUUGGCAACUAAAAUAGGAGAGCGAAAUUUGUAUAUGUUAGAUGCAAGAAGUGUUGUUGAAAGUAUGACUGUAGCAGAAAUUGGAACAGAAUUACAGUAUAGCAUUGCAAAACCUUAUGCAAUGUUUGAUUUUCAUUUGUAUAAAGUCUUCAGCAAACCAAUUAUAUUUAAAACUUUGGUAAAUCCAGAAGCACCGAAAUAUGAAGGUAAACUGGAAUAUUCUGGACCUGAUUUUAGCGGCAAAUUAGAUACAUCAAUUAUUCAUCAAGGAAUAAUUGAUUUCAAAGGUACAAUAAUCGGUGAAUAUCAGAUUGAUAAUUAUCCGAAGCGUACACUUGAAAUUGGACUUGAACAAGCAUUUCAAAAAAGUGGGACUAAUCAUCAUUUCAAACAUGCUGUUCAUGCUAGUAGUACAGCUUUUGAUAAGUUUGAUUUUCAAAUACUUUCUGAUCGUACCGGAAAUAGCAUGGAAAAUUUGCUAGAAGCAACAUAUUUUGGAAGAAAAUUAAUGGUAAAUUUAGAUGUAACACGUGGACCUAAUAAUAUUUAUACAGCUAUUGGAAAGGUAAAAUGUGAUCAAUUGGGUAUUGAUAGCAAAACAAAUAUUAUCUAUCAAAAUCGUUUUCCACUACAAUUUAUGUUGAAAAUUGAUAGUGAAAUACCAGGAAAACAAAAUAUUCAUGCUUCAGCAGAAUAUGUUGUGAAGGUGGAUCCAAAAUGGAACUUCAAAGGAAAUAUUCUACUACGUUUUCCUGGUCGUGAAAUAGCACUGAAUAAGCAAAUUGAUGAAGUGACCAUUGGUCAGUAUAAAAUGGGAACACACUUACAAUGGGAUCCAAAUGGCAGGAUAGAUGCAAUGUCAAAUGUUGUAUUUCGUCCUCAAGUAAACGAGUAUACCAUUGAAUCGACAGUUAAUAUUGCUGGCAUAAAUGAACCAUUAACUAUCAAAAAGCAUAUCAAAUAUCAGUAUGAUAAUUACAAUAUUGAAUGGCAAGCAAAACAAGGCAGCCAAUUGAUAUAUGAAUUAAUGGCUAAUCUUGAUGGUCAUUUUGGUGAUCAACAACGACUUAAUUUUAAUAUUCAAUCUGAGAAAUUUGAACCAAGAAUCAAUUAUCAUGUGACAGCUGAAUUUCAACCAUCAACAGAUAGCAUGACAGCGUUAGCUACCAUACGCAAAGAUGGACAUCAUUUUGGUACAGGUAAUAUUAGACCACGUAAGGUAGCGAUUGAGUACAAUCAAUCAAAGCAUACAUAUGGUUCAUCUUAUAUGGUAAAAGUACAAUCAGAUGAUAAUCUUAAUCUUAACAUGCAAUUUGAUCAUCAAUAUGAUAAAACAAUUUUUAAAUGUAAUUUGGAUAAAGAUCGUAUUCGAACAAUUUCAACAGUACUCACUGCAACUCCUUUUCGUUGGGACUUUUUUGAAAUUGAUGGUCAUUUGGAUACUGAUAAACCUCUGGAACGACGAUCAAUUAAAGCAAAAACAGGCUUUCUUUAUAGAACAGAUCAGGCAAAUAUCGAAGGAUUAUUUGAAGUAAAUGAUAAUCGGUAUGCUAUUGAAGGUCAUUGGCGUAAAAUAUUGCAUGAUCUUGGCAGAAAUUACAUUUAUAGCAGCGAAUUUGCAACACCUCAAAGCCGGAUAAACUUCGAACAACAAUUUGAAGUGGAAAAAGCUAUUACAAUGCGGAAAGCAAAAACAAUUUUUAAACUUAUUGGUGCUGGAAAAACAUUGAAUUUAACGAAUGAAAUAAAGAAUGAUGAUAGAUCAUUUAGCAUUGCUACUGAUCUUAUCGGAAAUGAAAUAGUAUUGAAGGAUACGAUAGAAUAUAAUCAUAACCAUGGAGAAAGGAUAUUGAAGAAACAUUUAAGAUUUAAUGAAAAAGAGAUGAACAUGGAUAUAGUAACGAUUUAUCGUGAUAGAGAAGUUAAAAUAGACAUUAGCGCAUCAUCAACGUUUCAAAUGAUUCAAUAUGGCAAGGUUAUGUUCGAUUGUCAAAAAGGUCAUACUUUUUGGAACUGUGAUGCAGAAAGUAAUAUCAACAAUCAGUAUGUGAUUAAAGGACACGAAACCUUAUCAUUACAAAAUACUGAUAUAGGUUAUUUGACUAAAUUAGGAAAAGUGGUGGAUAACGAAGGGAAAAUCAGUUUCAGUAUUGACAAUCAAGGUUAUAAGUAUAAUGCAAAUGCAAUGUUACGUCGUGCCGAAAAUAUCUAUAACUUAGAAAUGGAUGUAACAGGUGAUAAUGGUGUCGUGAAAUUGCAAACACCAACGCUUGUAAUCAAUCCACAAGUAGGUUUCUCAUAA
Messenger RNA from Loa loa (African eye worm), 4971 nucleotides. RefSeq lists its product as hypothetical. The coding region runs from base 1 to 4971 and encodes 1656 amino acids. The record is from RefSeq and is a predicted model, not a curated record. Gene Ontology annotation, biological process: lipid transport. NCBI's taxonomy places the organism in Eukaryota, Metazoa, Nematoda, Chromadorea, Rhabditida, Onchocercidae. The transcript is spliced from 32 exons. Gene Ontology annotation, molecular function: lipid carrier activity.